Messenger RNA from Saccostrea cuccullata (small rock oyster), 705 nucleotides. RefSeq names its product fibropellin-3-like. Gene Ontology annotation, biological process: Notch signaling pathway. The record is from RefSeq and is a predicted model, not a curated record. NCBI's taxonomy places the organism in Eukaryota, Metazoa, Mollusca, Bivalvia, Ostreida, Ostreidae. Gene Ontology annotation, molecular function: Notch binding; calcium ion binding. The transcript has 6 exons. The coding region runs from base 240 to 605 and encodes 121 amino acids.
GUAAAUGGAAGCCUUGCCAAAACGGAGGCAGAUGCGUCGAACAAUAUGGGGGUUAUAAAUGCAUUUGUGCAACUGGCUUUACUGGUGUCAACUGUGAAAAUGAUAUCAACGAAUGUUUGGGUUCCCCGUGCUUCAAUGGAACAUGUAUAAACAGCCCUGGCUCUUAUACAUGUGACUGUGAUUCAGGAUUCACGUCCAAACUUUGUGAUCAAGAUAUUAACGAGUGUGACAAUAUAACCAUGCCCUGUCAAAAUGGCGCAUCUUGUCAUAAUGAAAUAGGAUCAUUCUAUUGCACAUGCGCACCAGGAUGGAACAGUACCCUUUGCGAUAUAGACAUCAAUGAAUGUGAUGAGGAUCCAUGUGUAUAUGGAACUUGUGUUAAUACAGCAGGAUCUUAUCGUUGUGUAUGCAAACCUGGAUUACAAGGACAACAUUGUAACCGGGAUAAAAAUGAGUGUCUUAACAACACAUAUCUGUGUGAAAACAAUGGAACAUGUGUGAACACUGUAGGCUCCUUCCGAUGUAAUUGCCGUUAUGGGUUUACAGGGCUGACAUGCAGUUUUGAAUCACGCAAACUACACGCAGAUCAUAAUGUUUUAGGUUAAUAAAUUUGGUCUUUUAUUCUAUGAACCAUUAAAAGUUUUAAAGAUUAUGUGUUCUUAUUUAUUCAUUUUCGAAUGGUAAUAGAAAAGGAUUUGUACAGUU